Messenger RNA from Asterias rubens (European starfish), 1233 nucleotides. RefSeq lists its product as uncharacterized. Gene Ontology annotation, molecular function: nucleic acid binding. NCBI's taxonomy places the organism in Eukaryota, Metazoa, Echinodermata, Asteroidea, Forcipulatida, Asteriidae. The transcript has a single exon. The record is from RefSeq and is a predicted model, not a curated record. The coding region runs from base 1 to 1233 and encodes 410 amino acids. Gene Ontology annotation, biological process: DNA integration.
AUGAGAAAGCCACUCAGUCAGGCUCCUAAACGACUGCAAGCCCUCAUGAUGAGAGUCCAUCGUUAUGAUAUGGAUUUUCAUUUUCUCAAGGGGUCGGAGCUCAUCAUUGCUGACACCCUAAGCCGUGCCUAUAUUGACUCACCUGACCUCCGACCUCGCAUUAUGAAAAUCAACUUCUUUCCUAACAUGUCCGAUGUCAGACUGCAAGAGGUCAGGGAAGCUACAUCCAGGGACGUAUCAUUAAAAACUCUGCGAUCACUCAUUCUUGAUGGAUGGCGCGAUGCAAAGUGCCAAGUACCAAAUGAAGCACGCCCUUACUACGAUACCAGGGAUGUACUCAGUUAUGAGGAUGGAGUUAUCCUUAAAGGUGAAUCUAUCGUCAUUCCACGAUGUCUGAGGAGUGACAUUAUGAAGAGAUUGCACUCCGCUCACAUGGGGUACAACAGUAUGAUACGCCGAGCACGAUCCCUCGUUCUUUGGCCCAACAUUGCCAAAGACAUCAAGCAACUCGUGGAUACAUGUGAACCCUGUCAAGAGCUGCGACCUCGUAACCCGAGGGAGACACUUAAGCCACAAGAUGAUGGAAAUGGCCCAUGGGACAAAAUCGCAAGUGAUAUCUUCGAAGCAAAAGGCCGACAAUACUUAGCAACAGUUGACUACUACUCUAAUUUCAUUGAAGUUGAUCACUUGCAAACAACCACUACUACCAAGUUUAUAUCUGUGUACAAAAAGCAGUUUGCUCGAUUUGGUAUUCCUACUGUGCUCACAACGGACUCUGGAUCGCAAUUCACAUCAGGAGAAUUCCAGAAUUUCUUAAAGAACUGGGGAAUUAUUCAUGUUCGAUCCUCCCUGGGACAUCACAGUGCUAAUGGGAAAGCUGAGGCAGCAGAGAAAGUAGCCAAACACCUGAUCAUGAAAGUAUGCAAAGAUGGGACUGAUCCAAACAUCGCAUUGUUGGAACAGCGCAAUACCCCCCGUAAAGAUACUGGCAAGAGCCCAGCUGAGAUGAUUUUUGGCUAUAAACCCCGUACCAUGCUUCCACGUUUUCAGAAGGAUUACCGUGAACCGGAAGUUGUGAGACGAAAAGCAAAACGCAGAAACGCUGUGAAGCAAGCCAAUACCACGAUCGGAGAGCUCAUGAUCUACCGCAACUACAUCCCGGCCAAACAGUUUACUUUGAGCUUAAGGAACAUGACCGCUGGAUCCUUGGCAAAGUUGUUGAAGUUUGGGUGA